Molecule: messenger RNA, 804 nt
Organism: Chilo suppressalis (striped riceborer)
Lineage: Eukaryota; Metazoa; Arthropoda; Insecta; Lepidoptera; Crambidae
Source: the annotation of a GenBank genome assembly
GUGAAACGUCAGCCACGUCCAAGUAGCUGUCACUUUUACAAUCUCGAAUCGGCUACGAGGUCUACUUCUACUUUAAUUUUAUUUAAGCUUCAAUAAGGCAGAAUGGCUGCAAAAUUGUUGUCUCUUAUCUUAAUUGUGGCCGCAAUUGCCUUCGCCGAAGAUGAGCCGACGGUUGCGAAACUACUUGUUUCGAAACAAGUGUUGAACAAAUACUUAGUAGAGAACAUGGACAUCUUAGUGAAAUACACGCUGUAUAAUGUAGGAACCGCACCUGCUGUAGAUGUGAAGCUAGUGGACAACGGGUUCCAUCCAGAUGUCUUCACUGUUGUCGGCGGUCAGCUUACGGCAGAGAUUGACAGGAUACCACCACAAACUAACGUUUCUCACGUCGUGACUGUACGAUCCAACAGAUACGGUUACUUUAACUUCACUGCUGCAGAAAUCAGCUACAGGCCCAGUGAAGAUGCCACAGAGGUCCAAUACGCCAUUAGCAGCUCACCAGGAGAAGGAGCAAUAGUUGCUUUCAAAGACUAUGACAGGAAAUUCUCAUCCCAUAUUUUGGACUGGGCUGCCUUUGCAGUUAUGACACUGCCUUCUCUUGCUAUUCCUUUUGGUCUCUGGUUUUCAUCUAAGAGCAAAUAUGAAAAACUUGCUAAACAUAAGAAAACUCACUAGUUAGUACUUAGUUAGUAAACUAAGCCACUGUUAAUGUAAUUUGUGACUUUUACUGUGCAGAUUAUGUAAAUAAGGAAAGUAUCUUUUCAGACCAGUCUUGUGUUAAAGAAAAAGUCCAUAGAAAUCCCA